Messenger RNA from Pelodiscus sinensis (Chinese soft-shelled turtle), 1699 nucleotides. The record is from RefSeq and is a predicted model, not a curated record. Lineage: Eukaryota; Metazoa; Chordata; Testudines; Trionychidae.
CGCGUGGAGCUCCUGCUCCCGAAGGCUGGCUCGGCGCAUGGACCCAAGGUCUUUAUUUACUGUAGCCUUAGUGCCUCUUGCAGAUAAAACACAUUCUCUGUUUUAUCAGGUAACGGGAAUCAGGUCUGGAUUUCCAGAUAGCGAAACAUCUGGAUUCCAAUCAUGGCUUCAAGGCAACCAGAUAUUCCUGCUAUUGAGCAUGGCUCUGGAGGGCUUCUAGGAAAGAUGUCCCUGCCAAUUGGAAUGCAUCGUCGGGCAUUCAGCUAUGAUGAUGCCCUGGAGGAUACAGCGCCGAUGACCCCUCCCCCUUCAGAUAUGCACUCCAAUGUCCUGUGGAAACAGCCAGUCAUCCCAGAGCGCAAGUACCAGGAACUUUCAAAGGUUGAGGAAGGGGAGGCUAGCGUGUAUCCAUCUGUCAUAACCCCCUCAUCUUCCACUGAAAGUGUGAACAAGGUCCCAGUGGUGAAGGCCAAGGCCACCCAUAUCAUCAUGAAUUCGCUCAUUACAAAGCAGACUCAGGAGAGCAUUCAGCGCUUUGAACGGCAGGCAGGGCUGAGGGAUGCUGGCUACACUCCCCACAAGGGCCUCACCGCGGAGGAGACAAAGUACCACCGUGUGGCUGAGGCACUCCAUAAGUUAAAGAUGCAAAGUGGCGAGAUGGCCAGAGAAGACAAACCGGCGUCUUCCACUCAGUCCACUCCAAGCAGCACCCCUCACUCCUCUCCCAAACAGAAACACAGGGGCUGGUUUAGUCAGGGAUCCUCCACUUCGAUCACUGGCCCAGACCUGGACUCCGAUGGGGGGGACAGAGACAGAAUAGCCUCUGAAAAAUGGAGCCUGUUUGGACCCAAAGCUGUCCAGAAAUCUGCGAAUGACCCAGGGGCCUUUACCAUCCAGCCCUACAAGGGUGCCCAGAAGCCAUCCCCAAUGGAGCUGAUCCGUGCCCAGGCCACCAGGAUGGCAGAGGACCCAGCCACGUUCAGACCGCCCAGGAUGGACAUUCCCGCUAUGGAGGGGAAGAAGCAGUCGGCACGGUCCCAUAACCUCCAACCCCGGGACCUAAACGUGCUCACUCCCACGGGCUUCUAGGAAGAUGCUGCGUCCGAGGCCGGCUGGCCUUGGUGUAUUCGGAAUGGAGUAAAGGGUGCUUCGGGUCACGUCCCCAUCCCUGUCUCUGCAGUCACCUGGGAAAGGCUUUCUCACGCCAGAGCACCGAGGAGCUAGAAAGAAGUCUGGAAAACAGCCAUCGCUGCUUCUGCAGCAAAGCCCGAACCGCCCGCUUUUUAUAGAAAGCUCCCGGAAUAGCACCACGUCCAUCCUCCUGGAUCAGCAGUAGUCCUGCUCCACUGGGAGUGCGCACCCCUCUAGCACCCGAAAGCCCUGCCUAGUGGGGAGACCUCUUCCCGGGCAGCUGGCUGUCCUGCCCACCUGCGUCCCAGGCUUUCUGCUCAGUGCCCGGCCAAGGGACCAGGACACCAGGCUGAUGUCUGUCCUGGAGAGAGAAGCAGAGACCAAAGCCCUCCAGCCAAGCCUGUCAGACACUGGAGCCUUCACUGACGUUCUCGCGAGACUGCUUUGAAUAACCAUCUAGCUCCCUGGCUCUGCACUGUCAGCUCCUAGUAGUUCACAUGUGGUGUGUGGUCUGGGGGCAGUGGCUGCUCUACACAUCAGUCCUUAGUGUUAAAUCCUGUACUGGAGA